UCCCUCUCUUUUUCUCUCUCUUCCAUCUCCUUCUUCACAUUCCAUCGGCCAUAUAUAGUAUAUAUGUGCACUACUGUAGGCAGCAAACAAGUACUUCAAUACUACGAGGUGUUCAUCAUCAUUUAGCCAAAGUCUGAACAUAUAUAACUAGACAACUCGUUGUUUCAUAUUAGAAGCUAGAGCUUGAGGGAAGCAGCUGGGAAUAGAGGUGAAGAGAGAGGCCAUGAGAAUGAGAGGGUUUGAAAGGAAAGGAAUCCGGCGGUACAACCGGUCGGAGGUGCCGCGGAUGAGGUGGACGGAGGAGCUGCACCGGCAGUUCGUCGAGGCCGUCGAGUGCCUCGGUGGCCAGGACGAAGCAACUCCGAAGCGAAUUCUUCAGUUGAUGGGCGUGAAAGGAGUUAGCAUAUCCCAUAUCAAGAGCCAUCUUCAGAUGUACAGAAGUUCUACCAACAGCAGCACCCAUCCGGCCAGCCUCCAGAAAUUGACAGAAACCACAACAAGCAACAGCAAGCGCGUGUUUGUGAACCGUGAAGAUCACUGCGUUUAUGCGUCACAGGAUGGAAACGUGACAGCUUCAGACAAGAACAUUUACACCAUGUUCCGUAGUUGCAGCCAGUCAUCACCAUACGGAAUACCAUCGCUAGGGGAAGUAUACAGAAGCUGGGAACAAAAUAGAGGGCGUGUUCCUUGGGACUCCAACGUGCUGACAAGAGAAAAGGCGUUUCGGCCAAGUCACACUUCCAACAAGAGGCCUGCGAAGGAAACGGGCUGCGACCUGACGCUGUCGAUCGGCCUGUGGGAGGACGCGAGCAGCGACGCCGACGGCUCGAGCACGAUCAGCGAGGAGCACGCCGCACCGCCGAGGGACGAGGCGUUCGGCUCGUCUCCGGCAGCAGGCGCUCACUCUGACGCAACAGUGAAGGAGGAGAACAAGCCCGCACUGAACCUGGACCUGACCAUCUCGUCGUCUUGGCUCGCCUGAGUCCUAACGCCGGUGCUGUGCAUGGCAGCACACGUACGAACGCUCGUGUACAGUUAUAUGGACGCGUGCGGAGCAGGAGCAGCAGACUCAGACUGUGUGAUCAGGCUUCAGGCGUUGUAUGUUAUGGCGUCGUAGUAUCGCUAGGUUGCUCGGAUUUUCGUGUCCUCUGCUUUGCCAUUCCAUUCUAGUUCUUUUAGCUUUGUAUAUUUUUUUGGUCUGCUCGAUUAGAGAUGAGGCUUCAGACGAGGAUGGGUGAGGAAUUUUGUCUCUCAUUUGUAUUUCUUUCCUCCGGAGAGGGCGCUGUACACCUGAGUUUCUCACCUGUCAUCGUCUGAGAAGUUUUAUUUCUGAUCGAUUUGUCUCGAACCUUAGUAUGGCGUAUGGAUCAGUGGAUGUUAUUAGCGGUAUCUAUUUCAGUGAAUGGUUAGGGCAGAUAUACCGACAUUGCUCACUAGCUGUUUUGUCAAUUUAUUGCUCUAAGUUACUCACUUUUUUCUUAUAUUAUAUCA
This is a messenger RNA of Phragmites australis (common reed), 1491 nucleotides long. RefSeq names its product myb family transcription factor MPH1-like. The transcript is spliced from 5 exons. Gene Ontology annotation, molecular function: DNA binding; DNA-binding transcription factor activity. Lineage: Eukaryota; Viridiplantae; Streptophyta; Magnoliopsida; Poales; Poaceae. The record is from RefSeq and is a predicted model, not a curated record. Bases 224 to 982 code for a protein of 252 amino acids.